CCUUAUUGUUUACGUCUCUGCCUCUUCACAUAUUCGUUCAAUUAACUUAAGUUAAUUUCAUGAAUAUUCUUGUCUGAAUUAAAAUAUUCGAUAAUUUAUUUACCUCUUUUGAAUUUGUCGUGUAUAAGAAAUGGCCGAUGAUGCGUUGUUUGAUUUUCUUCAUAUGGAAAUAGUCAGUCAAGUGACAAAAUCUGAUCCUGGCUCCCUUCAAGAUGGAGAUGAAGCUAUGUCUAAAUUGGAACAAAUUGGCUACUCCACUGGCUAUAGAUUCAUUGAAAGACUAACCAAGGAUUUAUCAAGAUUUAAAGAUGAGCUAGAAGUCAUGAAAGCUAUCUGUAAAGAUUUUUGGAGUGCAGUUUUCAAGAAGCAAGUUGACAACCUCAGGACUAAUCAUCAAGGUGUAUAUGUUCUCCAAGAUAACAAGUUUAGGUUCCUUGCCUCAAUAUCCAACAGCAGGCAAUAUCUAGAAUUAGCCCCAAAGUAUCUAGUUUUUACAUGUGGUUUGUUGAGAGGAGCUUUAGCCUCCCUAGGACUCACCUGCAUUGUUACUGCUGAAGUGACAACCAUGCCAGCUUGUAAAUUCCAGGUCCACCUCCAAAGAGCUUAAUCAAUCAUAUUAGUUCACAUCAUACUUUAUUUUUUGUUUGUUUGUUUUAUAUAUGCAUAACAAGGUGGCUGAUGUCUUGGAUGAAACAUUAAUAAAUGCAAUUGAAAUACUAAA
This is a messenger RNA of Daphnia pulicaria, 721 nucleotides long. RefSeq names its product trafficking protein particle complex subunit 6b-like (gene Trs33). The transcript has 4 exons. The record is from RefSeq and is a predicted model, not a curated record. NCBI's taxonomy places the organism in Eukaryota, Metazoa, Arthropoda, Branchiopoda, Diplostraca, Daphniidae. Bases 131 to 607 code for a protein of 158 amino acids. Gene Ontology annotation, cellular component: TRAPP complex; cis-Golgi network; trans-Golgi network. Gene Ontology annotation, biological process: endoplasmic reticulum to Golgi vesicle-mediated transport; regulation of GTPase activity.